AUGAGCCAUCAAGAUAACUUAGUAUUCUAUAUGAGCCAUAAUAUGACAGUUACAAGUGGCAAACCUGGAGACAUAACACAAGAGCUUGUAAAAGGAAAAGAUGCUGGAGAAAGAGGAACACAAUCAUUUAUUAUUCUGCUAUUCAGGCAGUACAGUGUAGACUAUAAAUUGGAGACCUACCUCAAAAUUGCUCGACUUUAUCUUGAAGAUGAUGAUCCAGUUCAAGGAGAAGCUUAUAUCAAUCGUGCUAGUAUUUUGCAGGCUGAAUCCAAGAAUGAGCAGUUACAAAUAUAUUAUAAAGUUUGCUAUGCUCGUGUCCUUGAUUAUCGAAGAAAGUUCAUUGAGGCUGCCCAGCGAUAUAAUGAGCUCUCUUAUAGGCCCAUUAUUCAUGAGGAUGAAAGAAUAGAAGCAUUGAAAAAAGCCUUAAUAUGUACUGUUUUAGCUUCAGCUGGUCAACAGAGAUCAAGAAUGCUUGGCACACUUUUCAAGGAUGAGCGUUGUCAGCAGUUGCCCUGCUACCACAUCUUAGAGAAAAUGCAUUUGGAUCGUAUUAUUCGUCAUAGUGAAUUAACAGAAUUUCAGAACAUGUUGCAGACCCACCAGCAAGCCACAACCUCAGAUGGUUCAACCAUUUUAGACAGAGCUGUAACUGAGCACAACUUACUGGCUGCCAGCAAAUUAUAUAACAACAUAACAUUUACAGAGCUGGGAGCACUCUUACAGAUUUCUCCUGCAAAAGCUGAAAAGAUAGCAAGUCAGAUGAUCACAGAAGGCAGAAUGAAUGGUUAUAUUGAUCAGGUGACUGCAACACGUCUAGCCCUCACUGUGGAGGGUAUGAAAACCUGUUUUGCUAGUUCCACAUGCCUCAUGAAAAAUUUCACCACGUCAGACUGUUGAUUCAAUAGCCCCAGAAGCUGAGACUGUCCA
Molecule: messenger RNA, 927 nt
Organism: Macrobrachium nipponense
Lineage: Eukaryota; Metazoa; Arthropoda; Malacostraca; Decapoda; Palaemonidae
Product: COP9 signalosome complex subunit 4-like
Exons: 6
Coding region: 1-897 (298 amino acids)
Cellular component (GO): COP9 signalosome; cytosol
Source: RefSeq, a predicted model, not a curated record